This is a messenger RNA of Callithrix jacchus (white-tufted-ear marmoset), 3829 nucleotides long. It is a transcript of the gene SAMD11, whose product is annotated as sterile alpha motif domain containing 11. The record is from RefSeq and is a predicted model, not a curated record. NCBI's taxonomy places the organism in Eukaryota, Metazoa, Chordata, Mammalia, Primates, Cebidae. Gene Ontology annotation, molecular function: protein binding; DNA binding.
UCGCUGCGGGACUCGGCCUGGCCGGCGGGACCUCCCCGGGCGCGGACGCAGGUGGCCGAGGCGUGGGACCCCCGACGCCCCGCGGAGCUGCGGAGCUCGGCGUGGGGACCCGGGAUCGAUCGCAGCGCCGGCAGCUCCAUGUCUCCGGCCGCCAAGGCCCCGCCGGGUCGGGCAGCGGCAGUCCGGGGCGGCCUGGCGGGCGGCGCGGCGGCGGGGGCUGCAGGCGCCGGGGCUCAGUAGCUGACGGGGUGGGCGCGCGGCCAGGCGCCUCCGCGGCGACCCAACUCCAGCCCCUGCCGGAGUAAGUUGCUGCCCCCGGCGGAGAGGACACUAUGCCCGCGGUCAAGAAGGAGUUCCCGGGCCGCGAGGACCUAGUCCUGGCUCUGGCCACGUUCCACCCGAGCCUGGCCGCGCUGCCGCUACCGCCGCUGCCCGGCUACCUGGCGCCACUGCCCGCGGCCGCGGCCCUCCCCCCGGCCGCCUCGCUGCCCGCCUCGGCCGCCGGCUACGAAGCGCUGCUGGCCCCGCCGCUCCGCCCCCCGCGUGCCUACCUCAGCCUGCCCGGGGCCGCCCCGCACCUCCACCUGCCCAGGGACCCGCGCACCCUCGAGCGCUUCUCGGCCACCGGGGCCGCGGCCCCAGAUUUCCAGCCGCUGCUGGACAACGGCGAGCCCUGCAUCGAGGUGGAGUGCGGCGCCAACCGCGCGCUACUCUACGUGCGCAAACUCUGCCAGGGCAGCAAGGGCCCGUCCAUCCGCCACCGCGGGGAGUGGCUCACGCCCAACGAGUUCCAGUUCGUCAGCGGCCGCGAGACGGCCAAGGACUGGAAGCGCAGCAUCCGCCACAAAGGUGCCGCCGCCCCUCCCUCCGCUCCCGGGACUCCGCUCCCCAACCCGACACCCGUGGGGGCGCAAACUGCCGCGGUCCCUCCCUCGGCUCCCCGGGGACCCGCGGGCCCCGACCCCACGCCUGACCCGACUCGGACACCCAGAACCCUCCAGCUCGGCCAAGGGGGCGCUGCAGCGCGAGGACUCCCCCGCCGCGCGCGCGGUGCCUCGGUGGACACGGGCAGAGCUCCCCCUCGCUGCACCGCCUCCCAGCUUGGGCCACAGCGCUUGGGGUUCGCGGGCCGCCCCUCCGCUCGGAAGGUGUCUGCGAGGUUCCUGGGCCUUAGGCCCGGAAGGAAGUUUACGGGAACUCGAGAGCGCGGGCAGGAGCCCGGGGGAGAGGGCGCAGAGCCCCGGGGUCCGGCGGGAGCGGCGGGGCGCACGUGCGGCCCGGGGCGAGAGACCGGCGGGGGAGGCUGCGGGGCACGCGGGGGCGCGGGGCGGGCGGGGGCUCACGCGGAGCCAGAGCGGCGGCGCCAGGACCGGGCGCAGCCUGUUUGGGCGCCUACGGGCGCAUGGCCCCAAGGGUGCGACGCGGGGGCGCCGGAGCGUGGACCGGAGGGGCGAGGGAAAAGUCUGAAGACGCUUAUGUCCAAGGGGAUCCUGCAGGUGCACCCUCCAAUCUGCGACUGCCCAGGCUGCCGAAUAUCCUCCCCGGUGAACCGGGGGCGGCUGGCGGACAAGAGAACGGUCACCCUGCCUGCUGCCCGGAGCCUGAAGAAGGAGCGGACCCCCAGCUUCUCUGCCAGCGAUGGUGACAGUGAUGGGAGUGGCCCCACCUGUGGGCGGCAGCCGGGCCUGAAGCGGGAAGAUGGCCCGCACAUCCAUAUCAUGAAGAGAAGAGUGCACACCCACUGGGACCUGAACAUCUCCUUCCAAGAGACGUCCUGCAGUGUCCACCGCAGCCGCCACCUCGUUAUGCCCGAGCAUCAGAGCAGCUGUGAAUUCCAGAGAGGCAGCCUGGAGAUUGGCCUGGGACCCGCAGAUAACCUGUUGGGCAAGAGGCUGGGCCACUCCUCCCAUAUCAGCAGUGACUGCUCUUCGGAGAAGAGGGCACGAAGCCAAUCCCCCCAAGCAGAGGCACUGCUGCUGCCCCCGGACCUGGGGCCCACCAUGGCCCCAGACGACCAGUACCGCCGGUUCGUGUCGGCACUGAGCGAGACUGGCACCUUUGACGACCCUCAGCGGCUCUACCACCUGGGCCUCCCCAAUCAUGAUCUCCUGAGGGUCCGGCAGGAGGUGGCAGCUGCAGCUCUGAGGAGCCCCAGUGGCCUGGAAACCCACCUGCCCUCCUCCGCGGCAGCUCAACGUCGGAAGCAGGGCCUGGCUCAGCACCGCGAGGCCGCCGCCCCGUCUUUCUCGGAGAGGGAGCUGCCACAGCCGCCCCCACCCUUGCUGUCGCCGCAGAAUGCCCCUCACAUCGCCCUCGGCCCCCAUCUUAGGCCCCCCUUUCUGGGGGUGCCCUCGGCUCUGUGCCAGACCCCAGGCUACGGCUUCCUGCCCCCCGCCCAGGCGGAGAUGUUCGUCCGGCAGCAGGAGCUCCUGCGGAAGCAGAACCUGGCCCGGCUGGAGCUGCCCGCCGACCUCAUGCGGCAGAAAGACCUGGAGGGCGCGCGCCCGCAGCUGCUGGCGCCCGAGAUGGCCCUGCGCUCCGCCGACGGCGCCGAGGAGCUGCAGCGGCGGGGGGCCCUGCUGGUGCUCAACCACGCCGCGGCGCCGCUGCUGGCCCUGCCCCCCCAGGGGCCCCCGAGCUCAGGACCCCCCACCCUCUCCCGGGACUCGGCCCGGCGAGCCCCCCGGAAAGGGGGUCCCGGCUCUGCCUCGGCCCGGCCCGGCGAGUCCAAGAUGACAGGGGCCAGGUUUUGGGCUCAAGAUGGCUCCGAGGACGAGCCUCCCAAAGACUCGGAUGGAGAGGACCCCGAGACGGCAGCUGCUGGAUGCCGGGAGCCCACUCCGGGCCAAGCUCCGGCUGGAGGGGCCGGCGCUGAGGGGAAGGGGCUUUUCUCAGGGUCCACACUGCCUCCUUCGCUGACCCUGGGCUUCCCCUAUGCCGUCAGCCCCUACUUCCACACAGGAACCGUGGGGGGACUCUCCGUGGAUGGGGAGGAGGCCCCAGCCCCUGAGGACGUCAGCAAGUGGACUGUGGAUGAUGUCUGCAGCUUUGUGGGGGGCCUGUCUGGCUGCGGAGAGUACACGCAGGUCUUCAGGGAGCAGGGGAUCGACGGGGAGACCCUGCCACUGCUGACGGAAGAACAUCUGCUGACCACCAUGGGGCUGAAGCUGGGGCCUGCCCUCAAGAUCCGUGCCCAGGUGGCCAGGCGCCUGGGCCGUGUCUUCUACAUGGCCAGCUUCCCUGUGGCUCUACCACUGCAGCCACCAACCCUGCGGGCCCGGGAGAGGGAACUCAGCACAGGAGAGCAGCCUUUGUCCCCCAUGACCGCCACUUCCCCCUAUGGAGGGGGCCACGCCUCUGCCAGCCGAGCUUCGCCCAAGCAGGAGAAUGGGACCUUGGUCCUGCUUCCAGGGGCCCCUGACCCAACCCAGCCUCUGUGUUGAGGUGGCCAGGGGUGUGGGGGGGCACACCCUACCUCCCGAAGCUUUAUUUCUUUUGGUUUGCGAUGCAAAAAAGAAAAACAGUUUAAGGGAAAAAGUGACUUCAAAGGAAAUGAACAAAUCUCCAAAGACGGGGUAGGGGUGACUGCAGAGCCUGGUGCUAGGGCAGAGAAGUUGGAAGGGGCCUGCAGGCCUCCCCAGGAACUGGUCUGUAUCCUGACAUCAAGGUUAGCUUCCCCCCACUAUGCUGGGAGCAGGAUGACUUAAACAGCACACAGCUGUGGGGCUCUGGCAGGAGGCAGGCCCCAAGGUGUUGGUUCUACCCCUUGGCAGCCACCCAGGAAAUCUGGGCUUUCAUGCUGAAAAAUGAAUAAAGCCUGUCCACCCUC